UAAAUUGACAACGUUUUUGCCUCUUCUUCACUACUCUCAUUUCUCAUUCUUCUUCCUCAGCUUACAAGGAGAUAAAUUGGGAACACCAUUAUGGUUGGUAGAUGUCAUUUACCAGAAGAUUUAUUAGUGGAUGUUCUAUUAAGGUUGCCUGUGGAAUCACUUGUGCGUUUCAAAUGUGUGUGCAAACAUUGGUAUGCUCUCAUCACAAGUCCAAGUUUUGUAGAAAUGCAUUUUCGUCACAAGCAUAAUCAUGCCCAUCUACUCAUUUGUAACUUAACACUUAUGGAUAAAUCAAAGUCCAUUGCUUUUUCCUUGCUCCCUGCCAAAAUAGUUCAAGGUGUUUCCCCUGAACAAAAAACUGUCCAUCAGCUUCAGAGGGUCUCUGAUUUCAUGUCCAUUGUUGGCCCAGUUGAUGGCCUAUUCUUGGUGGAAAAAGCAGCGUUUUUGGAUGAAGAGAAUGCUCGCUUGGCUUUGUGGAAUCCUGCCACCAGGGAGUUCUGGCCUCUGCCUCCUGUGUCCUUUGAGCCUCAGCCAUUCAAAGAUCAUGAUAAUCAGUUUGCAUUGGGGUUUGACCCGUUGACUCGAGAUUAUAAGGUUCUAUGUAUUCAAACAUUUUGGGAUGACUGGGGACUGGGCGUUUCCCCUAAUUGCAUUGUUAGUGUCUAUUCCUUACGCAACAACUCAUGGAGGAACCUGAGACCUGAUUUCCCUGACUGUUGUAACUUACACGAGCCCAUUGGUGCUACACAUCUCAACGGGGUAUAUUAUUGGCUCUCUGGCCGUCUAGACAAUAUCUUCCGCAUAUGCUCGUUUGAUAUGGGCAGCGAACAAUUUGGGGAGAUGCAAGGCCCGGAUAUCCCAAAGACACAGUGGGGAAAGCUUAUGUUGCAUGGUGACUCACUUGCUAUCUUAGUUGGUGAUCCUGGUAAACCAAUGACAUCCAUAUAUGAUGUGUGGGCGAUGAACCUAGAGGGUAGUUGGACCAAAGUUCUUAGUGUUCAACCUCAAAUAGUUGCUCAUUGGCCUCGCAGCGUCUGGGAGGAUGAUAAGAUGAUUUUCGAAAUCACAGAAACUUCACAGUUGGUAUUAUAUGACCCUACAACAAGACAAGUUAUAGAUCUUGGCUUUCAGCUGGACCUAAUCAGGGGUCGCUCUUGGGUUUUCAAUUACAAGCAGAGCCUAGUUCAAAUAAAGAGAAAAAAUGACAGCCAGGGCAAGGAUAAUGUUGUCUAGCAAAUUGAACAACCUUAUUAGUUCAGUUAGUAGGUUGGUUAUUUGAACUUUCACAUUGUUGGUGAGGGUUUGAUUCCACAUCUUGCAUUCCUCUCUCCCAUU
Messenger RNA from Solanum verrucosum, 1335 nucleotides. RefSeq names its product F-box only protein 8-like. Gene Ontology annotation, molecular function: protein binding. The coding region runs from base 91 to 1233 and encodes 380 amino acids. The transcript has 2 exons. The record is from RefSeq and is a predicted model, not a curated record. NCBI's taxonomy places the organism in Eukaryota, Viridiplantae, Streptophyta, Magnoliopsida, Solanales, Solanaceae.